This is a messenger RNA of Camellia sinensis, 654 nucleotides long. NCBI's taxonomy places the organism in Eukaryota, Viridiplantae, Streptophyta, Magnoliopsida, Ericales, Theaceae. The record is from RefSeq and is a predicted model, not a curated record.
AUGAGUCAACAGAAUAAGCAGGCAAGCACUUCCACGCCAGCAGACCCUCCAUUGAAGCCUAAACAUGGUCGUCCACGCAACGAUGAAAACCUUGUCCACAUGGAGAAACCAGCAGAGUCACCUCAACCUGCUCCAUCUGAUGACUUAAGAACUAAUCAACACAUUGAAUUUGAUCCGAGUGAUGAUAUAGACAAUGACAUGGUCGGCCAGGUGGUUUCUGGUGUCAUAGAGGGCUCUUUUGAUGCCGGGUAUUUCCUUUCUGUACGGACUGGCAACACGGGAACUCUUCUCCGGGGCAUGGUGUUUCAGCCGGGGCUAUUCACUCUCAUUACUGCUGCAAAUGAUGUUGCUCCACAAGCUAAGAUGUACCAAAGAAGAGAAUUUCCCAUCCCGGUCCUCAAUUUGCAGAGUCAGGUUGACGGUUCUACUUCUAUCCCACAACCAGAAAGGAACAAUGAGCACCCUGUCCGGUUAGAGAACCGGGCACCUACCAUUCCAGCCCUAGUUUUACCUUCCGAGCUCCAAUCAGGUUUCCCAUCUACAAUUGCUAGUCCUAAUGCACGAGGCUCCCACGACUACGGGGUAUGGGAAGGGUUGGGCAUAUCCAGCCUGACCCUUGCAUCCAAAGAGGCUGCUUAUGUGGCAAAAAAAUGA